Molecule: messenger RNA, 447 nt
Organism: Heterobasidion irregulare TC 32-1
Lineage: Eukaryota; Fungi; Basidiomycota; Agaricomycetes; Russulales; Bondarzewiaceae
Exons: 1
Coding region: 1-447 (148 amino acids)
Source: RefSeq, a predicted model, not a curated record
AUGUCAAUCCCUCCUGCCGAAGAUGGAAUUCGACUGCCACCUGUUUCGGCUGGAGGAGUAUCAAUGGAGGUCUGUGUCCUUCCUAGGAAAGAGGGGAUUUGGUUGGAAGAUGGGGUUUCAGUGGAUGUGAUUGAAAGAAAGCCAGAUGGUGACUACGAGUUUACGACUAUCAUUCUUUCCGAAAUGGUCUGGCAAGAUGAUCAUAUUGCCGUCUUUGGUGGAGCGGGCAACGAGCAGCAGUUCAUAGUGGUGACAUCUACUUUCCGUGUCAACUCUCCUCCCCCACUUGGCUAUGCGAUGUAUCACACGUUCGGUGAGUACAUUCGAGCUCUCUUCAGCUCUGACCGCAAACGUGUUCCCGCAUCUGAUGGCAAUGUCUUGGAGAUUGCGAGGCGAGCAUUAGCAGGAGUGGGAAGUAUGAUCUUUCGUCGAUUUGCUAGGCCAUGA